Messenger RNA from Galendromus occidentalis (western predatory mite), 682 nucleotides. Its product is annotated as nucleolar protein 16. Lineage: Eukaryota; Metazoa; Arthropoda; Arachnida; Mesostigmata; Phytoseiidae. The transcript is spliced from 2 exons. Bases 93 to 626 code for a protein of 177 amino acids. Gene Ontology annotation, biological process: ribosomal large subunit biogenesis. The record is from RefSeq and is a predicted model, not a curated record. Gene Ontology annotation, cellular component: nucleolus.
GUUGCUGUGUAUCCCCUAGUGAACCGUGACGCUGACCUGGACUGUGAAAGAAAAGCCAGUAAUUCUGAGGGCCAGACGAUCUUCCCUGGAAGAUGAGCAGGGCCAGACGCAGACGGGAGAACCGGAAGACAGCCAAUAUAAAUCCCAAAAGAGAGCAGCAGAAACAGAAGCGCAAGAGGUGCCCAAGAGUGCCGUCGGAUCAGCUGAGAGCGAUCUGGAACAAUGGAAUGACCACUCGCCGCAACAUCGAAGGAGCGGGUCUCCUCCUCGAUGCGAACAAGUUGGACGAGUCAGAGCCGAAAAUCGAAAGAAAAUUGAGGGAGAAACCCACGGUCGUUGAUCUCAUCGAGGCAGAGGCUAAUCAGCCGAGAAGAGACCGGAGCUUUGUAAUGAAAGACGAUAUGAAGUUCCUCGCCAUGAUGAUUUCGAAGCACGGCAUGGACGAAUGGAGUGAAAUGUCGAGAGAUCCAGAGAACGUAUAUCAGCUGACGCCUAAACAGAUUAAGCGGAUCUUCAUGAAAUGUCAGAAGGUUCCGGUCGCUUACAAUGCUCUCAUGAUAGCUUGUGGCCUGAAAGAGGUUCCGGAAGGCUUGAGUCACGACAUGGAGGUCGAGGGGAGCUCAUGAAUUCUACGUUGGGUUGUACAUAAUAAAAAUGAGCCCUGAAUUAUUGUUUCCUAAAA